UUCCAAGAUGAGACAGAUAUUGACGUGUCUUUUUGUGUUUGCAUUGGUGACAUUAUUGAAUGGCAGCAAAUUCCGCUGCGACUACAAAUACUCCGAUCAAGCUGAAGGUUGGCUAAAACUACACAGGAUUCCUGCAAAUUGGACCGAAGCGAGACUACGAUGUCAUUUAGAAGGCAGCAACCUGGCAUCCCCGUUGAACCUUGACCUGAGUGUAGCGAUGCAGAAGGCGAUGCAAAAUGCGUCAGUAUGUGGUGGAGUGUUCACCGGCAUCAGUGGUUAUUUCUCGACAGGAGAUUUACAUUCUAUUGAAGGCAUUCCGUUGUCUGACAUACCACAAACAUGGCACGAAGGCGAACCAGAUAACCACAACAAUGACGAGAAUUGUAUACUGAUGCUGGAUACCGGAGAGCUGGCUGAUGUCAGCUGCGCAGAGACCUUCCCGUAUUUGUGCUACCGGAAGGGCAGCACGGUUCCUGAUACUGGCACCUGCGGGCCUGUCGAUAACGGAUAUUCAUAUGACACACGCACGGGCAGUUGCUACAAGAUCCCUCAGUUGGCGCAGACGUGGUCGCGCGCCUACAUGAUAUGCGCGGCCGAGGGCGGCCACUUGGCCAUCAUCAACAGUGAUACUGAGGCUACGGUUCUCUUAGAACUGUUUACGAAGCAUCAAAAUUCCAUCAUAGGUCGCGAGUAUGAGAUGUUGGGAAACGCCUUCAUAGGGUUUCACGAUAGGGGCGAAUAUAGACAAUUCCUCACUAUUGAAGGGGAAACGCUAGAAAAGGCAGGCUUCGCAAAGUUCUACAAAGGUGAGCCAAACGCGAAAAGGGACCAAAAAGUCUGUGGUACCAUCAACUUUGCUGGACAGUUAGAUGACGCAUGGUGCGACAAACCUACUGCCUUCAUCUGUGAGAAAAAACCCGAAAGCUGCAACAACUGACGACAAAUGACAUAAUAAACAAUUAUGUUAAGUCAUUUAAUUAAAUAAAAUAUAAUGUUUAUUUGUAAAUCGUAAAUAAUAAAACAAAGUAAUAA
Messenger RNA from Bicyclus anynana (squinting bush brown), 1032 nucleotides. Its product is annotated as macrophage mannose receptor 1-like. NCBI's taxonomy places the organism in Eukaryota, Metazoa, Arthropoda, Insecta, Lepidoptera, Nymphalidae. Bases 8 to 937 code for a protein of 309 amino acids. The transcript is spliced from 7 exons. The record is from RefSeq and is a predicted model, not a curated record.